This is a messenger RNA of Siniperca chuatsi (mandarin fish), 1097 nucleotides long. RefSeq lists its product as uncharacterized. The transcript has 5 exons. The record is from RefSeq and is a predicted model, not a curated record. Bases 69 to 758 code for a protein of 229 amino acids. Gene Ontology annotation, molecular function: protein binding. NCBI's taxonomy places the organism in Eukaryota, Metazoa, Chordata, Actinopteri, Centrarchiformes, Sinipercidae.
UCAUUUGGAAGUCAAUAAGAGUGACCCUCCAGAGAUGCACAGGCACUAUCACAAGACCUCCCCGUUUGAUGCCAAACAGCACCGUGAGCACCAAGAGAAUAAUGCCUGUGCCCAAGAAAGCAGGAAGUAAAACCAGCAGUGCUGCAGAAGAAAAGCUGCCGCCAUAUGAGCCAAAUGUCCCUGAACCAACCACCAGGGCUGACUUCAUGAAAUAUUGGAUCCCCCUCUCUCUGGAUGAUAAAACUGCACAGAAACUGUUGUGGAUUUCAGAGGGCGGGUCUAAGGUGGCCCGUACAUCAGAUGCAGUGUGCCCGUACCCCAACAGGCCUGAGAGAUAUGAACACUCACCACAGGUGCUGUGUAAGGAGAGUCUGCUGGGCUACCGAGGGUAUUGGGAGGUGGACUACGCUGGCUGGGUGGUGAUCGGGGUGGUCUGUGAGAGCGCACCCCGGAAGGUCCAGGACGGGCCCUGCGGCAUCGGGGAGAACAACGGCUCCUGGGGCGCCGGCUGGUCUGGUUCCUGCUACCAAGCCUGGACCAACAGCGAGAACGUGGACAUCGAGCUCCCCCAGUCCUCCACUAUGGGCAUCUACGUCGACCAGCCCGCCGGCAUCAUCAAGUUCCUCUUGGUGGAGGGAGAGAGCGAGAAGGAGGUGCGACUGAUUCACAAGUUCAAAGCCAACAUCCAGGAGAAGAUUUUCCCCGGGUUCUGGGUUGGCACGAAUUCGUUCUGCCUUAUUCGGAAAAAGGAUCAGUGACACAGUCGAGGUUUUAGCACGCGGGGGGUCAAGUAGUAUAAAUUAAAGAAGGCGUCAGGAGGGAGAUGGAAAGCUUGUGACGUUUGGGGAACAAGUGUCGGAGUUGUAAAGCAGAAGUGAAGCACGUUGUGACAUCUCUGUAGAUUGCGUUUGCACAAUUAUUUUAUUUACUAUUGUGUAUCGAUUUAUGUAUUUUAUUUAACUUAGAAUUUUAGGCAACGUCUUGUAUGUUUUUGCAACAUGCAGGACUUCGUCUGUACUAGAGUGAACUUCAGAGCCUGUGUCUUUUUUAUGCGCUAAAUGUAGUCAAUAAAAUCAGCUACUGUGUAAUAACACUGA